This is a messenger RNA of Scomber scombrus (Atlantic mackerel), 1605 nucleotides long. It is a transcript of the gene lctlb, whose product is annotated as lactase-like b. Gene Ontology annotation, molecular function: beta-glucosidase activity. Gene Ontology annotation, biological process: carbohydrate metabolic process. The record is from RefSeq and is a predicted model, not a curated record. The transcript is spliced from 12 exons. Lineage: Eukaryota; Metazoa; Chordata; Actinopteri; Scombriformes; Scombridae. The coding region runs from base 1 to 1605 and encodes 534 amino acids.
AUGUUGUAUUCAUUAGGAUUUUCGUGGGGUGCCGGCAGUUCAGCCUAUCAAACAGAAGGAGCCUGGGACAAAGAUGGAAAAGGACUGAGCAUCUGGGACGUGUUCAGUCAUAAGAAAGGCAAAGUGCAACAAAAUGAAACUGGGGAUUCCUCCUGUGAGGGCUACUACAAAGUCAAGGAUGACAUUUCUUUGAUUAAGGAGCUGAAGCUUAACCACUACCGUUUCUCCAUCUCCUGGCCUAGACUCAUCCCCACCGGCAUUAAGUCUGAUCACAUAAAUGAAAAAGGAAUUCGGUACUAUGAUGAACUGAUCGACCAACUGCUGGAGAACAAGAUCACUCCCAUUGUUACUCUGUAUCACUGGGACCUUCCACAGGUCUUGCAAGAGAAAUAUGGUGGAUGGCAGAAUAUAAGUAUGGUCAACCAUUUCAAUGAAUUUGCCAACCUGUGCUUUGAAAGGUUUGGCAACCGAAUAAAGUAUUGGAUCACCUUCAACAAUCCAUGGUCUGUUGCAGUUGAAGGAUAUGAGACAGGUGAGCAUGCCCCUGGACUGAAGCUGAGAGGAACUGGAGCAUACAGAGCUGCCCAUCACAUUAUUAAGGCCCAUGCUAAAGUUUGGCACACUUACGAUACACAGUGGAGGGCAAAACAAAAAGGUAUGGUUGGCAUCUCUCUGUCCGGGGAUUGGGGUGAGCCAGUGGAUCUUACCAACCAGAAAGACAUUGAAGCAGCUGAGAGAUACGUUCAGUUCUACCUGGGCUGGUUUGCCACACCGAUCUUUCAUGGCGACUACCCUCAAGUGAUGAAAGACUUCAUAGGAAGGAAGAGUGUCCAGCAGGGCCUUGGGACAUCUCGACUGCCUUCAUUUUCCCCCCAAGAGAAGAGCUACAUGAAGGGUACUUGUGACUUCCUUGGCAUCGGCCACUUCACCACCCGCUACAUCACCCAGAAGAGCUACCCAAUAGGCCGUAGCAGCAGCAGCAACUACUUCACUGACCGCGACCUGGCCGAGCUGGUCGACCCACGGUGGCCUGACCCCGGGUCUGAGUGGCUCUACUCUGUGCCUUGGGGUUUUAGACGUCUGCUCAAUUUUGUUAAGACUCAGUAUGGAAACCCAAUGAUUUAUGUGACUGAGAAUGGAGUCUCUGAGAAGAUGUUAUGCACAGAGCUGUGUGAUGACUGGAGGAUACAGUAUUAUAAAGACUACAUCAAUGAGAUGCUAAAAGCUAUCAAAGAUGGAGUCAAUGUGAAGGGUUACACUGCCUGGUCCCUGCUGGACAAGUUUGAGUGGGAUGAAGGCUACUCCGAGAGAUUUGGCUUGUAUUAUGUGGACUUCAGGAACAAAAACAAGCCUCGCUACCCCAAAGCUUCUGUUCAGUUCUACAAACGUAUAAUCAGCUCCAAUGGAUUUCCCAAUCAGAGAGAGGUUGAAAACUGGAGGAGGAAGGCUGUUGAGAGCUGCUCUUCUAGCAACCAGCUCCUAGCUGCAGACCCUUUGACCAGCCACAUGGAGAUGGUAACUGAGAUCGUUGUUCCCACUGUGUGCACACUCUCUAUUUUACUCAGUGCCAUCUUCCUUAUGUUCCUGCUGCGGAGGCGGAACUAG